Messenger RNA from Sabethes cyaneus, 7206 nucleotides. RefSeq names its product probable ATP-dependent RNA helicase ddx17. The coding region runs from base 1258 to 1965 and encodes 235 amino acids. Lineage: Eukaryota; Metazoa; Arthropoda; Insecta; Diptera; Culicidae. The transcript is spliced from 2 exons. Gene Ontology annotation, cellular component: nucleus. The record is from RefSeq and is a predicted model, not a curated record.
GAUCGCAGUAGCGAGGAAGUGAUUGUGAGGGCUCCCUCGUCCAGUUGAGAAAAGAAAAGAUUGGAAUAGUCCGUGAGUGUCAAAGUGAAAAUUAUAGAUUUGGGAGUAUUUUGGAAAGUUUUGCUCGUUGUUGGUAUGGUAAUCGGUUUUAAUACCUAGAGGAGUCACGUGAAGAGAAAAUCUUAAUCUUAAGUGUAGUUUUUUAUCAUCUCAACUAGUGGCGAAAACAGUAAAUCUAGAAUUUCUGAUUGUGUUAAUAUUGAAUGUGAUUGCAAGAACAAGAAAAAAUAUGGUCUACGUAAUUUGAUGUUCAAAUUAAAGAAAAAAUAUAAAACAUCUAUGUCGAGUGCGACAGCCUAGUUGAAAAGGCAAACACUCAGUAGUUCGUAAAAGGUCGAUCCAAAGUAGAUUCCUUUGUUCGCAAUAAUUCAAAAGAGCGCGACAUCGGCCUCACCAACACCUAUACACUUGCUACGGGUUUGGAAAGUGUUUCCUACAGAUUUUGCAUCACGUAAAGUAGUGCUGUGGAAGCAGCGUGCAAACUGACGGAGAAAAAGCCUGGUGUCACCGAGCUGUUAACGCACACAAGCCUCAUUCACACAUGCAACGUAUGUGCGGUUUAGUGUAGUGACUUGAACAAAGAAGCGCACCUUUGCGCUGAUAGCGAACAAAGUUUGGUUCUAGUAAAUCUGCAGCCUGCAGUGCUCAAGGGAGAUAUUUCUUCUGAUUCCGUACAAUUUCUGUGAUAGCGUUUCCCUCACUCAAUGUGAGAAGCCUCUUGGAAGUAUCUACGAAAGGUUGAAUAUCUCUCCCCUGAUGCCAACAGAGAGGAGCAGUUAAGAAAAGCAAAAAAAAAACAUUUGGAAAAGUUUCUACUAGUGUUUGCCAAAAAAGAAAUAAACAAGUGAAGCACUUAUCGGACAAAACGAGUGUUGACGUGCAUAGCGUACAUCAUCAGUGAAGAAAAGUGAAACAAAAUUGUGUAUCUGCAUUCGAUUAUGUUGUGUACCCUGCAUUUUCUUUUGGUACUGAGAUAUUUUUAUAAAAAAACAAUAUCAAAACGAGAAAAAUUACACUAAAAGAAAAAUAAUCAUAAACUGAAGCAGUAUAAUUGAUGAUACAAAGUACAUAUAGUUUAUAUUUAAUGAAUAAUAAUAAAGUGUGAUAAUAGUUUUAAAAGGUAAAUCGUACCCGAAACAAUUGACUGAAACAAUUACUGUAGUGAGUGGAAACGUGAAAAGCAAAAAUAAGUCCAAGAUGACGAACUCGCACAACAGAAGUGGUAAGCAUGGCAGUCAAGCGGAACGGUAUUUCAACAAUCACAGUCCCCAGCAAUGCGGCGGUAGUAGUGGUAAGCGAAACAACUCCACUAGUAAUAAUAGUGGUGGUAACGGGGGCCGGGGACAAAAGUCACCGAGCUCAACUUACUUUAGGAGUAUCUCAACAUCGAACGCAAUUCCGAUAAUAAAAUCGUCUUCACCAGUUAGUAGCAAAGGAAGCAAUUGCUACGUCUCCAAUUCACCUAGUGGACGUCCUCAUAGCUUCAAUAUCAAUACCAGCUAUCAACGUUCAAGUCCCGGCGGUGGUAACUUUAACAACCAUGUUGGAUCGUUACCCGGUUCGCCACCCAACUUUUCCCAUUUUGCUGGCAGUAAAUGCUAUGAUGCCCCAGCGCCCACCGCUUUGCCGAAACCACCAGUACACUGGACUUCGUCCGUUUCAUCAAUUACUACGGCAGCUUUAAAUACUUCAGCAAGUUCUACUAGCAAGCCUAUAUCAGUGUCUGGCGUCGCUAAAAAUACCAAUUGCAAGUCAUCAAUAGUUCUCUCACCGUCGUCAUCGGCAUCCAGGGUUAAAGUAAGGUCAGUGAAACCAGCAAUGUCAUGUGCUGCUGCUGCGGCUAAAGCCAACCGAAACGCCGAUUUUUCGAACAACCUCAAAAUGAUCCUGAACGUCCAAGCAUAACCAGGAAGUGCAUCCAAAGAUGAACCUACUAAGCCUACUGGUUCAGUGCUGCCAUGAUCGCUCUACCGAAAACCACCAUCGCCAAAUCAUAUUGCUUUGAAAAUAACACUGGUAAUUUCCGCUAAAUCAGAUACAUCAUUACGAGAUAAAAACAACCAAUUGAAUCCACCAACUAAGAUUAUUUGUACCCACUAUCAAUAUAACCAUUUUGGAGGCAUCAUCUGCGAGCUACAACGAUCAGAAGCAGCCAAUGAGACAAAACGACUAAUGUGAGUGAUGUAUUAAAGUGCUUGUCAAUUCUAGUUAUGUAUCAUCGUUUUUUAUAUUUUUUUUUAUUUUAAUGUGAGGCACGACAAUUCUGGUCAAUUAAGUCGGCCAUUACGAAUGAGUAUCCUAAAUUUAUUGUUUACUUUAGUGUCUCAUCUUCUGACAUUUUUACAGAAGUUCGCAAACAAAUUUGAUUUACUACUUGCAAUAUAAAUAGUAUUCCUUCGGAUGCAUCGUACUAUACAAAGGUCUAUUUGAAAAUUCAUGUCAGUUUAGAGUAUAUUGGUCAACUGCUGUGAAAAAGUCACAAUAUGAGAUAGUUCAAAUUGUUACAUUUGUAGGAUACAUGCAAGCAAAAUAUAGUCAUAUUCAUUGUUUUCAAUUUUUUAUUUGUAUGCACACUAUUACGUGUGUUGCGAGCGACACCUCACGAAGUAUAUAUAUAGAAUUGAGGUUCGAUCAAUGAAGAGGCGAUGAUUGAAACAAUUGCGUAUAGGUACGAUACAGUAAAGACCAAAACAAGUACGUAGUGACACUUCCAGCUAAUGCGCAAAUAGACGUCCUUUCCAACAACCCUAUUUAGACUAGUCACGACAGAUAACCUUUAGACUAUUGAAUUUCAUCUGAGUCUAUUUUGGAAAAUUUUCAUCAUUAAUCUAAUUAGAAGCAAACCCGAACCCCAAAAUCCACUCUCUAAUUGCGCAUCAGCUAAAGAGUUCAACGACAAGUCAAUCUAGCGUGCUUUAGAAAAGCUGCGCAUGAGACAGUAGUAUAAAGAUACAUGAGAAAUAAAACAAAUACAGUACAAAAUCGAACUAUUAAAUGUAUGUUUUACAAUAUUAACAAGCAAAGCAAAUCAAACACCGACGAAUAAACACAAGAAAAUGGUGUGUGAAAUCAACACACAUACAAGACGUUAAGAUGGAGGAGUUGUUGCAAAUAGCUAUUGGCUAGCAAAAAAUGUAGGAGCAGAAGCUCGUGUGUGUGUGACAAUAUUGUAGCAAAAACGAGAAUCGAAAGACUUAUCACUACUGAUAACGAAAAACAUUCAAAACAACACAUUGGACGCAUACGAUGAGGGUCAUGAAAGUUGUUCAACAAGCAUUGCUAAUGUGGGCAAGCUUUCACGUUUACUCGGCCGAAGCUGGACUCCGAUGUUAGAAGCGAGUUAGUUUACGGAUAAACCAAUAUGGGCCAUCUCUCAGGGGGCGGAGUUUAAAAACUUUGCCGACCAACAAAAAUGAUUUCCCCACUUCAGUUUAAAAAAAUCAAUUUUUCAAUAUUUGCAUUUAAAGAAUUCUGCGCUUGUUUUGGAAAAUUAAAAAAUUAGGUCUCUUGUAAAUAGCAAAGUUUUAAAAUUACAACCCGUAAAUAUUUGUAGGAGAGAGUGUGCCUUCUAGUAUUUUUACAAACGGGGAGAGUAGACGAUACCCUGCAUCAUCACAAUAUUAUUUGUAACUCCGCCCUGAAAAAAUAUUUGCUGUAAGAUACAAUAUGAUGUUUGCGAAGCCUUUGAAAUAUCUACGAAACGUCGCAAACUAUCAUCUUGCGUCGCAUAGCAGAAAGGUAAAGCUUUCGGUAUUUUUUUAUUUUUCUAUUGCAAUCGCAAACCCUUUGGUGCACAAAUAAUAUCUAGACCGUCAUGUCGAAAGAUUGUUAGGAAUUGAUUCUAAAUUGCAGCAAAAAAAAACAUUUUAGCCCAGUGCAAUAAUGCUGAUUCGAAAUUAAAUAAGUAAAAUUGGUAGUUUCACUGUUUGCAAAGCACACUAAAUUACACAGUCAAAUCUAUCUUAAUCUAAAGUUGCAAAAUACAAAUAACAAUAUCAACAGUCAACAUUAUUUUUGCAUCGAAAAUUGUACGAAGACAUCUUAACAUAUUUGCAAUCUAGGUUUUAUGUUUAACUAUAAAGUAAUAUUUUCAAACACAACAUUGCUGCAAAUACUUAUUUGAUCUCAUUUACCCUAUCCUUUUAUGCUAUAAAUCAGUUGGAAAAUGCUUUUAACAGGCUCAAGCUAACAGUCGGUUGACAGACAUUUUAUGCUACGAAAAAAAACUCAUGCAUAAAAGUGCAAUUUGGUACAUUUAGAAUAGAAUGACUGCGUAAAGCUUUGAGAAUACUCGAAUAAAACGGUAUUAUGGUUAGAUAUACUUGCAUUGAAUGCAGUUUUAAUGUUUUGCAUCGAAACAUCGUUCGUGUCAAGUUUCUAAAGAACCGUAUUAGAAUUUUACCAGUUCGGAUUCAUCCAUUUUGUUCUCGAUAUUUUGUAUACUCUACAAUAUAGCUGCGCAUAUCAGACAAAUGUCUCUAAAUUGGACUUUGACUGCUCGUUGAAAUGUUAGCUUAUUGUUGAAAGAUUCUAACUGAAAUCCUGUAACAUUUUUCGAUUCUUCUUUGCUAUCUUAGUUUCUAAUUCUUGAAAUAAAAGUUAUCUAAAUUGGUGAACCAUCGUGGAAAGCAUACAGCAAAUAAAAUGAACUACAUGCACAUUGUAUAGAAAUUAAGUAACAUUGAAAAGCUCCAGCAUAUUGAAAGAUUAAUUAACAAGCGUAAACAUUACCAAACUUUAAACAUGCAAAUCAGCAAGAUAGUCACUUUUCAUGAUCCUAUAACACUAAAUCAUUUUCAAUUCACAUCAAGACAGAACAAACUUAAUCAAUAAUAGAAAUGUACACCGAAAUUACAGCUAACUCGGAAACGGCUAGAAAAAGUACUAUAGUUUUAUUCUGAAUAUGUAAUGUUCAAUGUUUAUUUGUUGACCGAAACAAUAAUGAAUGAAGAAAAAACCAUUCGAUACGAAGUAUCGUUAAUUUAUAGUUUUAUAAAAAUUAAAGUGAACAGUGGACUCCAUUGUUCAGAUAGACCCGGCAUAAAAAAUAAUUAUUCUAAUGCUUUCGUUUUUACUUUUUCAUUUUCUUUUUAUCAUUUUAAAGAGACAAAAAAGACGAAACUCGUCAUGUGCUUCCUUUUUUUAAUGUUAUUUGCAAUAAAAAUACAUGAUUUUUCAAGACUGCUUCUUUGACACAGCUUUUUCAUAAAACUAUUCAAAUGGUUAGCUUCUUCGAGCAUGGUUAAUUGCCUAAGCAUGUUUUGUCUUGAGUAAGUUAGGGAAGAAGUCAAAAAAAUUUCGCAUUGGUUUUUUAGCAAAUCAAACGUAUCGUCUACCAGGCUUACUACGGGCCAAUAAAAUAAAUGUAUGUAAACUGGGUACGUUUUCAUCUGAGCAGCUUGUUCAGAAAAGAAUAAGUCGCAUUCGGUAUGCUUACUUUUAGCUUACUGUCCCUUUUCUCCAAUGUUAGAUGAGCGUUUUCUUUUCUUUCUUAUUUUUUAAAGCGCAUUUAUUUUUAAACUCUCGUCCUACGAUACUUAAAAAAACAUAAAAAUUAAAAAAUAAAACAAAAAACCGUUAUCUGACGUCUGAACAAUGGAAACCGCGCAACACUUUGUAAUAAUUAUGAGUUAUUUCAAAAAAUUGGCAGUAUAAAGCAUUCAAUAACGGCAACAAAACAUUCAAAAAUAUAGACACAACUCUUGAACGGAUGUCCAAUCUCGAACAGAUUUGCAAACGAGAGUAUCACCGUAUCAUGCUUUAAACGAAAUUUUAAACAUUCAUCUGCGAUAUAAAUACAACAGCCAAUACUGCUAAGAUUUAUGUUUUCUCAUUUUGACACGAAAAAUGGCAUGCAGGAUAAGUCGAACAAAUGAAAACAAAAAGCGAGCCAACAGGAAAUAAGAAAGCGUCGGUAAUAAUACCAAGGGAAAUAUAGAAGCAACAGCAUCCAAACGUUUGUAUCGAUAAUUCCAUAAACAAAAUGGAAGUCUUGUAAACUCACACGCACAUACAAUGAAUUGCAUUUUACUUAUUCUUCUGUAUAUUACAGAAAACUGAAAUAUCCACUUCAAAACAAUGAGAAAGUAUGUUGCGCGUGAGUGCUGGUUUGCUUUCUAAAGGUGAAGACUAGAACUGGCUUGACAGACACAAGAGUAAUGAGAUUGUAAUGAUAAACAAUGGGAGACCUUUAGAUGUGUAAGUGUAAUAAAUAUUAGAACUUAAACUAUUUAGAGAUGUAACGGUAGAAAGGUUGGCAAUGUUCUGUGAUCCCUAUUUCAUUUGAAGCUGCUGCUUUUUAGGAGAGAUAAAAAUCGAAAUGAAUUUUCGUUUGUUGAAAUUGUUGGUUGGAUUCACACAUGUGAGAAUCUUGAGUACUUGUAAAAAGCAGUAACUAUUAAAGUGUUUGUUUGGUGAAUAUGCUUAUUUACCAGUAACAUUAAUGAUAAAUCCACUAGAUUUUUGUAACAAACAGAAAAGUAAAAUGAACCAAUUCCUUAUAACACAAAACGCCAUGUACUGUAUCAACAAUCACAAAUUACUGUAGUUUCAGGUUACAUCAAAACAAUUUUUUUUGAAUAAGCAAAAGCAAAUCAACCCAUUUAGUUUAACGUUCAAUUUAUUCAGUUAAAUUUGAUUACUUCACUUACAUCCAGCUUAACAAGAUUGAAUGAUGAUAAUCAGGUAGAUUCUGUUUUAUUUUUAACUGUAACAAAAGGAAAACAUUGUGAUUUUUAAAAUUUAUGAAACGUGUCGCAAAUGGAAAAAAUCCAUUAAAAAUAUGGAACAAAUCAACGUAGAAAAAAAAGAGUCUACUGUCCGAAAAAAAUAAAAAAAGCUAUGUAAAAAUAGACAACAACUCACAAAAUCCCUUUUCCACAGUGAGUGGUGCAUUUGAACCACUUCAUCUCCAAUAACGCAAGCAAUAAUCAUCCUAACCUUCCUUGGUUCCUUGUCCUUUCCUAUGCUGACCUCGCAAAUUCCAAUCUCCCUUCUUCCUAUCAUUCCCUCCGUGAGGUCAGCCCCAAAUAAGUUACCGAAGAGUUAAAAUGAAUUUUCUCACUGACUUAACGUCAAUUCUCACUCAAAACCAAACACAGGUAAGAUGCUUAAGUAAAUAUGAAUACCCAUCAAAUACUGUUUCAU